Messenger RNA from Juglans microcarpa x Juglans regia, 1405 nucleotides. RefSeq lists its product as uncharacterized. The transcript is spliced from 8 exons. Lineage: Eukaryota; Viridiplantae; Streptophyta; Magnoliopsida; Fagales; Juglandaceae. Gene Ontology annotation, molecular function: heme binding. Bases 36 to 1211 code for a protein of 391 amino acids. The record is from RefSeq and is a predicted model, not a curated record.
AUUGGUACGCUUAAUUUUCAGCUCAACGUCACGGCAUGCGGACCAAAGACACAGAAUCCAAAACAAAACAAAGCCACGAACCCGUAUCCAGUUCAAGGUUUCAAGCACGAAAUUUCGGACCCUCUACGAUGCUUCGACCACUGUCUCUACUUCUAUUGUUCUUGUUAAGCUCCGUUUUGAUCGUACGGGUCAACUCGCACGAAGAAUCGGGCGAGUGGAGCUGCGAGUCCGACUCGGAGAACCGAAUCGAGGCCGAGUUCCGUCCCGGCCUCAUUACCCUCGACGGCCACGCCGACGAUUGGAAGGACAUUGAUGGCUUCGCGUUCCCUCUCCUCCCCGCUCUCGACCCAGAUGAAGAUGACGAAUACAAAGGAGGAAAAAUGACCGUUAAGGCUUUGCAUGAUGGUCAUGACGUUUUCUUUAUGUUACAAGUAGAUGGGGACUAUGUGUACUCUAAAGGCAAUAGCAACAAGUGUCCUUCUAUCUCUCUUAUGUUCCAAAUUGGAGAAGGUGCCUCAUACCAUAGCAUGGGUGGGUGUACUGAAGGGAAAGACACGUGCACCAACAAGACAUGCAAAGGGCAUGAAGUUGAUAUUAUGCACUUCUCAAUUGGAAAUGCCAUUCCAGGACGGCUGUAUGGUGGCAACCCGAUAGACAACAGGGAUGGAUAUGGUGGUGACAGGUUUGGUCAUUUGGUUGAUCUUUAUGCUUGGACCCCACACUGUAGAUAUCUAGAUGGAACUGGCCCUUCAGGAAAUGAUACUAGUGCACAGAACGAAUGGAAAGGUGCAUGGUGGCACAGCAGCUUCUCUGUUCACUCCGGUUUUGUGGAGGAAGAUAGUCCAUAUGCAUCAGAUGGUCAAAAAGGCACAUAUUAUUUUGAAUUCUCUAGACCUCUGAGAACAAUGGAUCGUCUUCAACAGGAUGCUCAGUUUACACUUGGUGGAUCAAGUAAGAUGUCAGUGGCAUUCUGGUAUCCACUUGAUGGAAAACCAUGGCAUGGUUCCGGGCACUAUUCCAUCAACUGUGAUUGGGUUCCCCUGGAUAUCUCUUCUGGCAAUUUAAAAAUGUCUGUACGAGGUGGCUCCGGGAAUGUUUCCGGUGCCUUUGCCCUUCUGUUAUCAGUAGUAUCACUAUGCGUGUCUGUUUUUGUGGGGUACCGGCUUUUCAAACCCAAGCAUGCACCCUUUACACCAAUGGAGAAUCUUUAGGAUACAGUGUGUUUGGGACAGUACCCUCCAUUUAGAUUGUACUACUUAGUUAGUACUCUUUGUACUUUCACUUCCACUCACAUUUUUAAUUAAGAGGUGUAACUUUUUUACACACCUUUGUGGGUGUUAACACUUUUUAAUGUAUGAUUAAUUUAUUUAGGUCCUUAUGUUAAAUAUGAUGGCCUUUUGUUUAA